CCUCAACCAAUCACAUCAUGUAGAGGAGUGGGACCACAUCUGCCCUAAUUGCGAAAAAUCACAAAAAAUAAAUAGAUUUUAUUUCAGCCAACCUGUUUGUGAACCUUUGACCACUCCGACGACAACCAGCACACCCGACAAUCUUGUGCCCUCGACAACACCGACGCAAUGGCCGCCAACAAGAAAGUUCAGCCUAAGGGCAAGGGCAACAAGAAGGCCCAGGAUGCCGCCAAGGCCGCUCUCAAGGGCUCCAACUCCCACAAGAAGGUCAAGGCUCGCUUCAGCACCUCCUUCCACCGCCCCAAGACCCUGAUCACCUCGCGAGCCCCCAAGUACCCUCGCCGAUCUAUCCCUCACCAGCCUCGUCUGGAUGAGCACAAGAUCAUUGUCCACCCUCUCAACACUGAGAGCGCCAUGAAGAAGAUGGAGGAGAACAACACCCUCGUCUUCAUUGUCGACAUCAAGAGCAACAAGGCCCAGAUCAAGCUUGCUCUCAAGAAGCUCUACGACAUUGACUGUGUCAAGGUCAACACCCUUAUCCGCCCUGACGGUACCAAGAAGGCCUACGCCCGCCUGACCCCUGAUGUCGAUGCUCUCGACAUUGCUGCCAACAAGCUCUCUCUCGUCUAAAAAUACCACCGGGCUUGUGGGUUCCUGGCUUCUCUGGCGUGUCUUUGGGUUGGUUUCUGGCCUGCUGAAAAUGCAAGGCAUGGGCAUCGGAAUAGGCGUAAAAAGAACUUCUCGUUGAGAGUGCAAAUGAUCAUGAAUUCAAUACCACCCGGGACACGGCUCCGCUUAGUCGUCCAAGAUGCUGCCUUGAUAUGAUUUGAGUGACAAUACGUGAGUGUGAUUUGUAGUUAGGGGCCGUAAGUUUCUUUUGCGUUGUUUGUUUCCAACCACUUUUGGGGAAUAGUUCGUGGAAAUUACGGUGACAUAUAAACAUGAACAAUAUGCUAGUCAAGUCAAAACGGGGUAUAACCAUUUUAGAUGAACCUUUCCCAAACAAUCAUGGUUGAGAUCUGUUUUUUUUCUAAACCGUUCGUGAUGCACAUAGCCCAAUGGCCAGUCACUUUGACCAACAUAGGCUCAGUCGUCCGUCGUGGUCACAACCUGAAUUUUCCACUUUGACCACGGCCCGUCUAUUCAUACAAAAAAUCUCGUAAUACAUAGUUGAAAAUAACAUUACUUCCAUGC
Fusarium verticillioides 7600 is the source of this 1194-nucleotide messenger RNA. Its product is annotated as 50S ribosomal protein L23Ae. Gene Ontology annotation, molecular function: structural constituent of ribosome. The record is from RefSeq and is a predicted model, not a curated record. NCBI's taxonomy places the organism in Eukaryota, Fungi, Ascomycota, Sordariomycetes, Hypocreales, Nectriaceae. The transcript has 5 exons. Gene Ontology annotation, biological process: ribosomal large subunit assembly; translation. Bases 169 to 630 code for a protein of 153 amino acids. Gene Ontology annotation, cellular component: ribosome; cytosolic large ribosomal subunit.